Molecule: messenger RNA, 4730 nt
Organism: Nelumbo nucifera (sacred lotus)
Lineage: Eukaryota; Viridiplantae; Streptophyta; Magnoliopsida; Proteales; Nelumbonaceae
Source: RefSeq, a predicted model, not a curated record
CUCUUCGACGUCGGCCGUAGAAGAAAGAGAAAAGAAGCUCGAUUUUUAUUUCCUUCUUCUUCCUUUCUUCUUCGUCAGCUUUGUCCCUCUUUCUGCAGAAAAUUUAUCCUUCGAUCUGAUCUCAUCUGGUCGUUGACGUGGGUUUAAUUUGAUCAUCUUCUCCAUAGGGUUCUAUGGCAGGAUUAGCGGGCCAGAGUAUGGUUCUUGAACUACUUGGAUGGGUUGUCAAGUAGGGAGUCGAAUUUCUGGUAUAAGCCGUAACAGUUGAUUCUGAGUAAUGGCAGGAAGUACUAGAUUUGAGUUGGCUUCAGGUAGUCCAGAGGGAUCGGCUUUUGCUGGCACCUAUCCAAAUGGCCAAAGGGGAAACUACAGUGCUAGCUUGGAUAGGUCAAGGAGCUUCCGGGAGGGUAUGGAGAACCGGAUGCUAAGUUCUGGCUCUGGUUCAUCCAGAGGGACUACCGCGUUGUCAGCAAAUUUGCAGUCUUUGUUCCAGUGUCUGACAAUGGAGCCAAUUACGUUGGGUAACAAGAAAGCCUUCGAAGAUUUAAGGAAGUCUCUUUGUGUUUCUCUUGGAGGUACCUCCGACGAGCAACUUCUUGGAUCUUCCAUCUCCAAGCCUUUUUCUCCAGCAUUUAUAGGGUCCCUAAAACAUUUUAAAGCAACUGCACAGGAUGUCUAUAGAAAGGCCAGGGAUAGGGCGAAAACCUUGAGUGAAUCCUUAAGCAAAUUGGACGAGUAUUGUGAAGUCCUUGACUCCAGGAAGCAGCGGAGGAGCGAACUCUUAUCAAAUGAAAGGUCAAGUGGGACAAAUUUGUUGAAGAUGGGUAGUCAGACACAUCAAAACCGUCCAGACCUUGUAGGUCAACGGCUGGAGGAGAGGACUAAGAAUGUUGUUCCAAAUAAGCGUGUUCGCACAUCGGUGGCUGAAGUACGGGCUGAAGGUCGGACUACUAACCUCUCAAGGCCACCUGUUGUCACGGAAAAGGAUAGAGAUAUGCUUAGGGCUGGUAAUGGGAGUUCUGUUCAGGUUGAAGAAAAGAUCCGUGGACUCCCUGCUGGAGGGGAGGGGUGGGACAAAAAAAUGAAAAGGAAACGAUCUGUAGGCACAGUGGUCACAAGAGCUAUGGAUGGAGAACGUGAAAUUAAAAGAACAAUGCAUCAAAAGCUUGCAAAUGAUUCUAGGUCACGAGCUUGUGAUAUCCAUGGCCUCCGAUCUGGACCCUCUAAUGGGAUUAGUGGAAUCAACAAGUUGGAUGGUACAUCCCAGUCUACUAGUUCAAAUACACACACAAUACCCAAGACUGAUAUGGAAAAUGUCUCCCUUCCAAGGGACCGUGCGACUGGAUUGGAUAAGGAGAGAAGUGUAGCAAAGGGAAAUAACAAGUUAAAUAUUCGUGAUGAAACUCAGAUGGGCAGCUUCAGUCCAGUUACAAAAGGAAAGGCUUCUAGAGCACCAAGAAAUGGUUCUGUUGCAGUGCAAAACUCAUCUCCUACCUUCCACCGCAUGCCUGGAGCUCAUGAUGGGUGGGAACAAUCUCAAAACCUGAAUAAAAUCCAGUCCAUGAAUGGGACAAUCAAUCGCAAACGUCCCAUGCCUGCUGGAUCAUCUUCACCCCCCAUGGCCCAAUGGGUUGGUCAGAGGCCACAUAAAAUCUCACGAACAAGAAGGGCAAAUCUUGUUUCUCCUGUUUCAAACCCUGAUGAUACUCAGAUAUUAUCUGAUGGCUUUCCAACUUCGGAUAUUGGUAGUAGAUUAACAUCUAAUGAGACUAAUGGAUCUGUACUUGUGAGGAGUAUGUCCAACAAUACACAACAAUUAAAGAUGAAACUUGAGAAUGUUCCUUCUCCAGCAAGAUUGUCUGAAAGUGAAGAAUCUGGUGCGGGUGAAAACAAAAUGAGGGACAAAGGGGUAGAUAAUGGAAACAUAGAGGACAGAGGCAUGAAUGCAGUUAAAGUUGGAACCUUCAUGUUGCAGAAGAAGAAUAAAAUGCUUGUUAAGGAAGAAAUUGGAGAUGGUGUCCGGAGACAAGGAAGGAGUGGAAGGGGUUCAUCCUUGUCAAGAGCAUGUGUUCCUCCAAUUAGAGAAAAACUGGAGAAUGCAGCCACAGCAAAGCCCCUGCGAAGCACAAAGCCUGGUUCUGACAAGAAUGAAAGUAAAUCAGGUCGUCCUCCUUCAAAAAAACUAUCAGAUCGCAAGGCUUUCGCUCGUCCUGGACAUACCAGUGGUUCCUCAGAUAUCACAGGUGAAUCGGAUGAUGACCAUGAAGAACUUUUAGAAGCUGCUAAUUCUGCUCGUAAUGCCAGCUAUAUUGCCUGUUCUAGUUCAUUCUGGAAGAAAAUGGAACCGCUUUUUGCUUCUGUCAGUGCAGAGAACUUGGCCUACUUGAGGAAACAGCUAACUUUUGCAGAGCAGCUUGAUGAAAGUCUGUUUCACAUGUUUUGUUCUGACUCUGAUGUUCUGGGUGAGCUUGUGCAUGAAGAAAAGUCAUUGUCUCAACCUCCUCUUUCUGGAGAAAUUCAAGGUAGCCAGCUAAAUGGAACCAGUUCCAAUAAAUCAGCCAGGACUGUAGAUUUGGUUUAUAAGUUACAGGACAGUGAUACUUUAAAUGGAAGGUUAGAUACAGAACGAAGGUUUGACAUGGUUACUCCAUUGUACCAAAGAGUUCUCUCAGCAUUGAUCGAAGAGGAUGGACAUGAAGAAUUUGACCAUGAUAGUGAAAGGCAAAGUGUUUCUUUUCAAUAUGGUGAAGAUUCUUCUUAUGGUACAUGUAUGAAUAUUGACUUUGAACCUAAAGAUGGGGACAUGAUAGAAUCUGAAAUUGAGUCUGAGUUGGAUGUUAGGCCUGAAAAGCAAUAUUCAUUGGACACAUUUUCAUGUGAUGGGAGUACUGCUUCUAAUAGCUUUAGAAGCCCAAACAUCCAGAAACCUUUAUAUAGUGAUGAACAGUGGCAAGGAGAUGAUGGUUUAGUACAUUCAGAGGUUGGAGUUGCAUCUGGCUGUGUUCGAACAAAUUUAGAUGGGUCCCAACAUUCUCAUACAGAUACUUCUAGCAUUUCUUCGUUUGAGUUCCAAUAUCAACAUAUGUCUCUGAAUGACAGACUCUUGUUGGAGCUGCAGAGUAUUGGCCUCUAUGUGGAAAUGGUGCCUGAUCUGGCAGAGGGAGAAGAAGAGAUAAAUAACAACAUCGUUAAACUUAAGAAGGGGCUUUACCGACAGGUAGGGAAAAAGAAAAGUCAUUUGUCCAAAAUAGACAAGGCUAUUCAAGAAGAGAGAGAGAUGGAAGAACGAAAACUUGAGGAACUUGCAAUGUACAAACUUACUGAGAGAGCUUAUAGGAAGCAACUGGCCUGCCGAGGAAAUCAUCCUUCCAAGCAUGGGGUCAGUAAGAUCUCAAAGCAAGCUGCUUUGGCUUUUGCCCAGCGAACUCUUUCUAGAUGUCACAAUUUUGAGGAUACAGGAAGAAGUUGCUUUAGUGAACCUGCAUUUCGGGACGUUUUGUUUUCUCUACCUUUGUAUGGAAGUAAUACAAAAUUUGCAUAUGCUGUUGGCUCUGGGGUGGCUACAAAUACAUAUACUGAAGCUCAAAGCUGUCAACCAGAGCUUAGAUCAUCAGCUACAGGUUCCUUUUCCAGUGGGGUUGAUCAACAUGGUCAUCAUAAUGAUAAGUUUGACAAGGGAUUAUCAGAUGUAUUUCAAACUCCUACUCACUCAUCUGACCAUGCUUUUGGAAAGCAUGACCCGAUAACAAACCGUGGGAAGAGGAAAGAAGUGCUGCUUGAUGAUGUUGUUGGCUCUGCUGGAUCAAGAGGCACACCGGCUCUUGGAAACACCAUUUUGGGUGGAACUAAAGGGAAGAGAAGUGAGAGAGAGAGGGAUCAGAACAAAGAUAUAUUAACAAGAACUUCUGUAGCAAAAUCUGGCCGUCCAUCAUUGCAAAGUUUUAGGGGCGAGCGCAAAACAAAGACAAAGUCAAAGCAAAAAACAGCUCACUUAUCAAAUUCUGGAAAUGGACUCCUUGGCAGGCUUACAGAAACAACACAUCCUACAUAUCCUUCAGUGCGUGGAUCCAGUGAAAAGGUCACAAACAGUACCAGUAAAAUGAGUGAAGUGGGUUUGCCCCCUGGUAAUGUUCCUCAGGAUUUGUCUAAGGAUAUUGAGGAGCCCAUUGACUUUUCAAACUUGCAGUUACAUGAGUUAGACUCCAUAGAAGAACUAGGUGUAUCUAAUGACCUUGGUGGGCAUCAAGAUCUCAGUUCUUGGUUGAACUUUGAUGAAGAUGGUUUGCAAGACCAUGAUUCAAUGGGACUUGAAAUACCUAUGGAUGACCUUUCUGAGUUAAACAUGCUCAUCUGAAGGAAGCACCUUGUACAUCUGUCAUAGUCAACAGUUAUGGAAGAAUGCUAAAGCUGUUGCGGAGAUACAACUAACUACUUAUAUAUGCCAUACAAAUGGGAACUUGUAAUUAUGGUAGUCCAUUCUUUUGUAUACUUCUUUCAAGAGGUUGUUGACAAGAGUCCUUAUUGUUUAUGUGAUCUCAAUAACUCCUUGUAUCAAAUGAAUGUCUUUUCUAAGAGCCUUUGAAAUUUGUUUUAUUUAGGAGUUAGUAUUUUUGAGCUUUUGUUUACCUCCUCACUUGAUGUAUCCUGGCCAUGUCUGGGAUCUUAGUGUGGAUGCAAAUUGUACAUUAAUUCCAUUUAUCAAAGAAUUUUGAAGCCUUCAUAUGUAGCAC